AUGACAGAUAGGUCGGAUCCGGAGAUCCGGAGAUGUGGAUAUCAGAUCUGGCGUCCGGAUAUCAGAUGCAGGAGUACAGGGAUCCGGACGGAUAGAGGAUUGGGUCUGGAGACAUGGACAGGAGGUCCGGAGGUCCGGAUGAGGCGUGGGAACAUCGUCGGAUGUUGGUCCGGAAUGCGGGAUAUGACAGCCCGCAUACUAAUGAUCGAGUCUUAUGUUACUGUGCUAGUUCUUGACCCCACACAAAAGGCAGUUCAUAUUAACCAUUAUUGGGGGGAAGAGUUGCUUCAUGAUGCACUACAAAAUACUGAAUCUAUGGUGUGUUUUCCGCCUCUCUUUGCCGGACUUUUCAUUGACGCUAUCUUCAAGUAUAAGGAACACUAUCUCAAGAUGUAUGGAGACAGCACCAACAGGAUACUGACAUCUGCAGACCUCCAGACAGCUAGCACUGGCAACCACAAACUGGAUGCUUUGUUGGAUGAGCUUUCCAAUGGUGAGGAAGAAGAAACAUUUCAGCAUGCUCCCUCGGCACUGUCCCGCACAUCUUCGAUAUCCAUUUUGGAUUCUGUGGAUCCCUCAAAGCCCUGGCUACAUGAUUUUCACGCUUACCUUAACUCGAAGGAUUAUUUGGGGUCUGCCUUUUGUGAGGACCCUUCCAUCAUGACAGAGGUUGACGAGAACUUAGACAAGCAUGAGAAGGGUGAUGGUGACUUGGGGGAUUCUUGGGACACAUUGGUAGAGGAUGACGAGUGCAUGGAUUCUGAGGAUGGUGAUGUAUUUGUUCAAAUGCUAGAUAUGUUGUAG
Molecule: messenger RNA, 804 nt
Organism: Suillus plorans
Lineage: Eukaryota; Fungi; Basidiomycota; Agaricomycetes; Boletales; Suillaceae
Exons: 2
Coding region: 1-804 (267 amino acids)
Source: RefSeq, a predicted model, not a curated record